CUCAAAUUACGUAAAAAAAUUUGAAAAAUAAAAGAGGAAUUCAAUCGAGCCGCCAACCCUUUUUCGACGACCGCUGCGAGCCCCGUCGCCGUAGCGACGGCGGCGACGACGGCGUUCGUCUUUACAAACCCCUCGAAAUUGCUACGGAAUCUGCCGACCGUUAAGUAAUUUCUUCUUCUUCUUCUUCUUCUUCAGUUAUGCCAUGGCCUCGAAGCUGCUCCAGCUCGCGCCUCACGAAGCGGAGAACCCUCUCGAGCUCUCGCUCCGUCAAUCCUUCCGCCUCCUCGAGCCCGAGCUCAGGCCGCCCUUCCCCCUCAAGACGCGGACCUCCGACGAGUGCUCCGAUCUCACCCGCGCCAUCCUCUACGGAGCUCUGACCGAGGCCCGCCUCGCCAGGACCCACGUCAAGCACCUCCACGCCGUCGUCACCGACGGGUACGCGCUCUUCGCGACCCUGCUGGCUCGAAUCGUCGACGAGCUGUACGACAGGCUCGCCGAGGCGGCGAAAGCUCAGGUCCUGUGGGCCGCCGGCGAGAUGGUCGAUGUCGCCGCGGUAGGGUUCGGCGGAUUGCUGGUCGCGCUGUUGAGGCAGAUCGUCGGGGGCGAUUUUCGGGGCGGGAAUCUGUGGCUGUGUUUCGAGGUGGUGAGCCUGUUCUCGGGGAAAUGGAGCUGCUUGCUGGAGGAGGAUCCGUUGGUCUUGACCAGUGCGCUGUAUAGCUUUCUGAGGUUGUUGGCUGACCACUGUAGGGUGACUGCCGACUCGAAAUUGGAGGCGCUGAAGCGGUUGGAAAUCGAGUUUUGCGUUAAGAUGUUGAGGGAGCAGUUUGGUCUGUGUCUGAAGAUUGGGAGGGAUUUGAUACGGUUGUUGCAGGACUUGGUCCAUGUGCCUGAGUUUCGAGCAAUAUGGAGGGAUUUGGUUUCGAACCCGAGGGAGUUUGGGGUCGCCUGGUUUUCGGAUAUCGCGCAGAUAUAUUCCGUGAGGACUUCGAGCCGGUAUUUCUUGCUUCGGCUUACCCCUGAGGCAGAAACGCAAUUGAGGUUUCUGCUCACGCACGUGAAGCUCGGGAGCCAAAAGCGGCAUCAGACCUGGUUUGCCAGCAAGUUCUUUUGCACUCCGGAGAGAGAGACACUCAUAGUCGAUAUUGUUCGCUUCGUUUGUUGUGCGCACCACCCGCCUAGAGAAAUCAUUCAUUCUAAUGUUAUCCCGAGGUGGGCUGUUAUUGGUUGGCUUCUGAAGUCUUGCAAGAAGAAUUAUGUGGAAGCCAAUGCGAAGUUGGCCUUAUUUUAUGAUUGGCUUUUCUUUGAUGAAAGAGUGGAUAAAGUUAUGAACAUUGAACCAGCAUUGUUGUUAAUGGUUCAUUCUAUACCUCACUAUGUUGAACUAACGCACACUCUUCUUGAAUUUUUGUUUCUUCUCGUGGAUAACUAUGAUGUGGAACGCAAGGAUAUGAUAUCUAGCAGAGUUUCAUCAUCUUUUACUCUGCUCAUUAACCAAGGAUUGAGUCACAAUCUUGAAAAUUUGACAUCAGCUGAAAUACUUUCUCCACCUCUGAAGGAGAAGCUUAGGUGUUUGUUAUCAGAUAAAAGAGUUGGGAUUGCUCAAGAAAUACCACCAGCUAAAACUCUUGGUCAUUUAAUUCCCAUGGAGGUUGGAACAGCUAUUCCCGAGGAACACCUUACCUGCAUCCAGAAAGACGAAGUUGGGGCCAAGUCCGUCGAUGCUUCUGCUUCCAUCCCUUCUAGAUUAUUGACCAUCACUUCAGAAGUUCAAGAGAAUGAUAUCCAAAAAUUGGUCAAAGGUCUGGGCAAAGCAAUUAAGAGCUCACACGUGUCAAGUAUUCAGGCUUUAGAGCAAAUCCUUGAUUUGUAUAUGAACGUUGGCAGUGACUCGCCCACACAUUGUUCAAUAUCUCCCGAGGUUUUAUCUUCGACUAUAGCGAGGGAACUAGAGUUGAAUGGAUACAAACUCUUUGCACCUCUUGAGCAUCCACAAGAUUAUAUUGAUGAUGACGAACGCGAGUCUCCCACAACCUCAAUUAUUCGGAAAUAUCUCUCUUCUAAGAAUGAAAAGUUAGUUCAACUACUUUUGUUCUGGUCAAGGAAUGGUUUUCCUGUGGGAGCACACCUGUUAUAUUACGCAUCAAGAUUAGCUUAUGAGGCAGACAUGGCAAAGCAUAGGAUUCAUGAACUCACGGAAGAUGGUCUUCACAAGUUGAUCAACACUCAUGUGCCAUUCCUGAUGGGUCACAUUGAUUGUUAUCUCACCUUUUCAGAUAAAAGGCGGGAGAACUUUCCUGAACCACUUCUUGCUGCAGCUGUAUUAGAGAGAGAGUUAGCUGUUACAGUGGUACAGGAUGCUUUUUUCGCUUAUAGACAUUACCUUUUGCAUCUAGCAACCAUCCCUCCUGAAGAAGCUAAUAGAACUCUCUCAGAGCUUCUUGUUUUUGAUUUAACUUCUUGCUCAGAGUGGAAGGGGAUAAAAUGGCAGCUUUUAUUUCACGGUGUCUUUUCUCAGCUUUCUGAUUUAUCCAAUGGCCAGGAGCAUGCCAUUAGAUUACUUGUGAGUCACUUGAACAAUGGCGAUAUUGUCAAUAUAAAGUUUGAGAUUGGGCUAAAGAAGCUAUCCAUACUGGGGGAGAAUGUGGAAACUGUUCUUGGUUUAAUCCAAAGCUCCAUUCACUGGGCAGUUGAUGAGCAACAUAAGUUCUGGAGUCUGAUUAGGCUGGAACUUAUGGGUUCUCAGUUUCAACUGGAGAAGUUGAUCUUAAAAUUAUUUUGCUCAGGGGAAAUAGAUGCAGGCAAGAGUGCUAUUGCUGUGGGAGGCCUUUUAGAUCUGUGCUGUUCUCGAUUACCUACGGAAGAGCUUGUUGGUGCAAUCAUGCUGUUACCCAAUGAUGUGUUUCAUAACUUUUCUGCUACCGUCCUCCAAAUGUGGGCUGCAUCUCAUGCUUCAAUGCUGUUUACUAGCUUAGCUGAGUUCUCUAAGAAAGUCGAAAGCAUCAACAGAAAAUCUAUUUUCUCUGAAUCUGCUGAGCUUACAAUCAAUGAUUCUGCAGUUUUAUGGUUGUCCAAUUAUUGUGAUGCCCAAGGCUUGAGCAGGUCCAAUAUUUUUGGCAGCUUUCCCCAGAACACCCACGAAGAAAAUCAUAUGGUCUCAUGACACAAAGCUAAUUGGUUUCACUAAAGUCUGCAUGCUUUGAGUGCGCUGGUGCGGAUGAUCCUGAAGGUGUCAGACCGGGCAACAGAGAAUGUGCCAAGACUCGUGGCCAGAGGAUUUGAUUGGGAACUCCAAUGAUUUCACUUGCAGUAAGGUGGUCGUCUCAUUUUGACGAUGGUCCGAUACAAUGAUAGAGCUUAAUAGUUGGUGUGCGAUGAUGAAGCUUUAAACUGGUGAGAGGCUCUAAAAUGACAGUGAAGUUUCCUGCUGGAAUGGUCUGGAAUAUCCAAAACCAUAGAGAGAAUCACGAUAACUUCACAAAAUUCAUCCAUGGAAUGUCUAAAAGGCUUCCUGCUCAGGAAACUGAGGGAGAUUGAUCCUUGCUACCUUUGAUUGUGUCAUCUUGUAAGACAAGGAAAUUAUCCAGUUGUUCGGUGUCCUGCUUAUCAAGUAAAUCAAUGCUUUCUUUGACCAACGGGUUAUAGCUACAGGUUUUGCUGGGGUUCCAUUCAAUAAGCAGAUGAUUGUUAAGUUAAUGAAAUCGGUCAGUGGACAGAUCUGCAGACAACAUUUAUUGGUUCAUCACAAAAAUGCAGAAGAUUUGAUUCUGUGUUUAUGUUUUAUUUGAGAGGAGGAGGAAAUUUUGUUUGCAUUGAUCUUUGCAUAUUUCUCUUGUUGCCUCUGACUCUGGCUUUGCUUGUAUCCUGUAUGUAUAGACUGAUAUGACAGCGUGAUCAUCAUUUUGCCUACAGAGUUGGGGAAGUUGUUCAUUCAACUGUAUUUACAACUUUAACUUUAGUAUUUAAUUUUAUCUUUAUUCAAUAUAUUUUGUUUUCUUUCA
This is a messenger RNA of Eucalyptus grandis, 3998 nucleotides long. Its product is annotated as integrator complex subunit 3. Lineage: Eukaryota; Viridiplantae; Streptophyta; Magnoliopsida; Myrtales; Myrtaceae. The transcript has 5 exons. The coding region runs from base 203 to 3160 and encodes 985 amino acids. The record is from RefSeq and is a predicted model, not a curated record. Gene Ontology annotation, cellular component: cytoplasm.